Messenger RNA from Stegastes partitus (bicolor damselfish), 3311 nucleotides. It is a transcript of the gene adisspb, whose product is annotated as adipose secreted signaling protein b. The record is from RefSeq and is a predicted model, not a curated record. Lineage: Eukaryota; Metazoa; Chordata; Actinopteri; Pomacentridae. The transcript is spliced from 7 exons. The coding region runs from base 412 to 936 and encodes 174 amino acids.
CGGGUCGGUUGACCAGCAGAGCAUUUAUUAUAUAUAACCAUCUGUAAUAAAUCAAGAGAUAAACAGGUUGUGAGCAGAGAACGAGGGAGCCGCGACCACACCACGUGAUCAAAUGCGGAAAUUGUCCGAUCGAGAAAGUAAGCGGAGGGUUCGGUGUCCACUUGUGUUUGGAGCUGCUGCUGUCACUAGCUGCGUGUAUCCAGCAACACGGACGCACGGUUUUACGACCCUGGCCUGCUGUGAAUGAAGUGAGGGAACAACCCAACAGACGCGUCGCUGGGAUCUUCAAACAUCAGGGGAUUCAGAUCAGCACAGAAAUCUUCACAUCCAACCUGGGGUCGCGUUGAGGACAGACUGUGGCGAUGACAAGGCUGUGACGGUGUGUGUCUGAACUGGACCAAUUCCUGUGACAUGGCUGCUGCUAAGAAGCGUGGUGCAAAAUCAGGAGGUGUGCGCUUUUCAGAGGAACCUCCUGCUGCCGGAGCACCAUCGCAUGUCCACUUUGAUGAAAAGCUGCAUGAUUCUGUUGUCAUGGUGACGCCGCAGGAUGAUGGCAACUUCAUGGUCAAGGUUGGCUUCCUGAAGGCGCAGCACAGGUAUGAAAUAGUGUUCACCCUCCCUGAAGUCCCGGCUCUGGGUAAAGAUGUGUGUCCAGCACCGCUACCCAGUCCACACCUCCGGAUCACUGAUAUCACACCGGCACCAGAGGGAGGUCUGAAGAUAACGUGCGAGUACAUGGCCCAGCAGGAGGGAGUUCUGUGUGAGGAGGUGCUGCUGCUGAGCGAGACCAACGAAGACGUCUGUGUCAAAGUCAAAGUUCACGCCAGAGUCAUGGAUCGUCACCACGGUACGCCCAUGCUGCUGGAGGGAGUCCGCUGCAUUGGCAUGGAGCUGGAGUACGACUCCGAGCAGAGUGACUGGCAAGGAUUUGACUAAAUCCCAACUUUCUGCUCCGUGUUCCACGUGACGCACACACACACACAUCCAGAAACACACACAUCUGCCAUCUCAGAGGUGUACAAAGUGAACACGCCUAUCAUCUUCUCAAAUAGAAAAACUGCCCAUCGAUGUACCAUAAACACCCAUGAUUAGUGCCACGUACUGUCUCAUCCCAGCCUCGGUGUUCAGUGUUGGACCUCAGAAGAAACGCAGCUCUUCUUCCUGAGAACAUCACCAUGAAAACAUUCCUCUGCUGUGACUCUCGCAGCAUCUGAACGGACACUUGCCUCCACUACGCUCUGUCGUUAAUCUGUGUUAUCCUUACUGAACCUCUGGAGGGCAGCAGUGCUCCUUCAAUCAGAGCAUCCUCACGUCUCUCUCAUUGCUCUUUGUGCUCCAGUUCAUUCCUCUCCUGAUGUGCAAACUGUAUCCCACAUGGAUUUAUAGGAUUAGCAGUAAACAAGGGCUCUUUUAUUAAUUAAAAAGCUUGAAAGUGACCCUAAAGGAAGGAACAAAUCUGCACAGAUCGAGUUGAACUGAGCAGAGCGUGCAAUGCCUCUGUAUAGCCAUAGGGGGUCCCUGCAGACCACUGUAUGUGAUGCUCCUCUAAUGUGAAGGCGUUUUUUUUGGCAUCCUGAGCUGCAAUGUGGUCACCAUUUAAAGGAAAAAUCCGACUUGGACGCUCUUAAAUGUAUGUUCAGUCUUGAAUGUGAAACCCAUAUCAGGAGUUGUAACUUACAUUUGUGUUGAACUCACUUAACCGCAACCUGCCCGAAUUACUACGACUGCUCAUGUUUUGUUACGUGUCCCAGACUGCCUUCAGGAAGCCCGUAAGAACAGGUGCCAGCUUAUUUCAAAUUGUGUAGGUGAGGAACACGGUUGUAGCUGCAGCACAGGAGGGAGGAGAAAAUAAUGUUCUCCUUAUAUAUAGCACUAAUCUGUUGACAUAUGUUGGGUUUUUCAGUUGGAUUUCUCCCUGUGUGGUAGUUGUAAAAUAAAAGAAGCACCUCUUCUUUUAUUAUGAGGACAUGACGCCAACAUCUGAGGUUAACUUUUGGUGUUUCAGAUUCAUUUUCUGCUACCAGACUCCUGAAAAUAUUGUAUGAUUGGCCUUUUGUUUCACAAACAACACAUCUGAACCAAAAAGGUUGUUGAGUAGAGGUGGAACAAACAGUUUAUGAAUUAAUUUUCCAAUCAAGUUGUUUGAUCAUUGAUUAAUUCUUUUUUUUAAAAAUCGAAAUUCCAAUGGAUUUCCUGCAUGUCUCUGUUUAAUAUCAUAAAUAUAAUAUGUUUUGGGGUUUUUUUUUCUGUACUUUCUGACCACGUGAAGACCAAAUGAUUAACCCACUUAUCAAUCAAAUAAGCAGCAGAUGACAUAAUGUUAUGAAAGUGUUUUGGGUGGCGUUUUUCCGUUUAGAAACAGCCAGUCGAGCAGGCUUUGGAAACGAUUUGUUUCUCUUGCUUGAAUUCAUGAAACCUUCAGAAACACAUGUGACACAAGUGCCUUUCAUUGCACUGUCUUGUUCGUCUCUCAUAUCUGUUUUAACCACUUCCAUUCUGUCGCUCGCUGUAACCACCAGGCGAGCACCUGCAGCACUUGUGAGGCGAGUUUUGGACUGCACGUGUUCGCACAAGGGGAAAUAAAACAUGUCUGCAAUCACAAAAGCAACAAUCAGAAUUUUGUUGCCGUUGCGGUCCAACAGGACACCUGCCUGUCUGUAGUGUGUCCAGUGUUCAGUCCUACUUAUUCCACCAGCUUGUCUCAUACAGACGUGUUUGGUUCUCUGUCCCUGAUGCCAUCGUCACAGUGUGAGUGCAGAUCAGAAGGAGGCGACAGGCACUUUGUCUGUCAGCUCUGCUAAUUUACAUUUGUGCUCAGAGAACAAGUGCCAUGAUCUGGCUGCACUGCCAUUUCCUUUUAUUCUUCUUUUUAAAAAAAUAAAUAAAUCAUAGAAUUUUCUUCUUGUGAGUCAACUACUACAGUUUUCUUUUUUUUUGUCAUUUAAUGCAUUCAGCCUUAAAAGAAACAAUUCAGUGUGUAAUUUCUCUUCGUAUUAGACCUGGAGCUGUUGGUGUAGUGCAGAUUAAAUAGAUUUAUUUGAUGUUUGCUUGUGCAUAAUAGGUCAGAGUUCCUCCUUAGUGUCAAACUGAUGUGCUCGAUAGGUUGCUGUUUCGAGAAUGUAGCAGUUUAUUUGUUGAUAUCUGCUCCCUGUGUGUGUGAUUUGUAUUUUUUAAUGUCAAAAAUGAAUAAAUAAGUGUGUAUGUUUGAGUUUUGUUACUCUUUUGUCAGUUCAUUGCAGGAACACUUGGUGGCAGCCUGAGCUCCUACAACAGCCAAUUGUCCUGAAUAAAGUGUUUCCACCCUGAGUUUA